This is a messenger RNA of Somion occarium, 2849 nucleotides long. Lineage: Eukaryota; Fungi; Basidiomycota; Agaricomycetes; Polyporales; Cerrenaceae. The record is from the annotation of a GenBank genome assembly.
CUUGGGUAGUCUACUGGUCAUCGUCGUCGAGCCUAGGACACAACUUCUCCGGGCGUCUACAGCUUGCUGCAGUUGUUAAGCGCCUAAAUUGGGCGUCCCCGAGCUAAAUGGUAUCUUUUGCUUAGCGAAACGCUUGAAGCUCACUUGAGGUCGAACGACUUCCACAAAGGAUUACUGACUUUCUGUACGAUCUUUUUCAAGAUUCUGUUUUGUGUUAAAUGACUGCUCGUAUAUCUAGCCCACCGACGAAACGUAUUAAACUUGAGUCAUCGCUCUCGCCUUCAUUGGAGCCGCAAGAUGAGCUCAACCCUGAUGUUACUGCUGCCCUUGAAGAAGAGGAUGUCGAGCAAUGCAGCAUAUGCCUUCAGCCUUUAGCUGGCCGAACCUUGAUACCGACCUGCUCACAUGAGUUCUGCUUUGAAUGUCUCCUAGUCUGGACAGAUCAAUCUCGUAGAUGUCCCUUAUGCUCUCAGGGGAUUGGAGACUAUCUCAUCCAUCAUAUACGCUCAAAGUAUGACUUUCAGAAACGCUAUCUGACAGCUUUACGCACAUCGCCAAAGCCGCAACCAUUACCCCCGGUCGCAGGUGCGAGCAGAGGUCGACGGUCGGGUCGCCGUAGAGAUAGAGACUGGGGUACGAACACACGGAGGGAACGCGACCGCGAGUUGGAAGCUAUAGAUGCGCUUGAUAGAGCCAUAGAGAAGCGCAGGUGGGUAUACAGGCACCGAUUAUACGCCAAGCAUGUUGCUUCCAAUCCCUAUACUCGUUACCGCGCUUUCCCCACGCCGGCACAGUUUGCUGCAAAUCCCGAUCUUGUAACCCGCGCCACCAUCUUUGUUAGGAGAGAACUACGGGUGUGGGGUUGUUUGGACGUGGAGUUUCUAACUACUUUCACGAUAUCUCUCAUGAAAUCCUUGGAUAUCCGCUCUGAACCCGCCAUCAAGCUCUUAUCGGAGUUUCUUGACCUAGAUUCAGAGCAUGAAUUGCAAGUACGAGGUCGCAACGACGGUCCAUGGGCGAACGCCGAGCACUUUGCACAUGAGCUCUACUGUUACCUCCGCUCACCGUACCGAGAUCUCUCCGUGUAUGAUACCAUAGUUCAGUACGACGUUCCUGAAGGUAUUCCCCCUCCAUACCACCCUUCGAGAAGCAGCAGAUGGCAAUCCAGAUCACCUUCAUCAUCUCGACGACGACGACCACGCUCACGAUCGCGGUCACGAUCGCGUUCCGUCUCUCGGCCGGGGUCGAACCAGGCUAGGGGUGCUGAUACAUUAUUAAAUCGUGACAACCGGCGUGAGGUGCAAGUUCGUUCACGCUCUGGAAGCAGGAGCAGGCGCGAUCGGCGACCGUGCCCAGUGGAACUCUUGGAUGAGGAGUACCAGCCCAAGGGGGACAAGAACAAGACGGAGAAUGCGGUGCGGCGAGAUAUCAAGGGCAAAGGCCGCGCCGUUGACGAUUCAGGUUAUGCGGAUUUAUCUGUUCACUAUUCAGUCAGCGAGAAGGCGGAGCAAGUUGCAAGAAAGGACAUUAUCUCGACUCGCGCUGUAGCCGUCUCAGUAGACGUGCCGUCCUCUACAUCCGAGAAUGAACCCAUAUCCGCUGGGGACACGGUGCCAUUGGCGCUCCGACAAGCGAGCUCCGAGGACAAGUCAGCACUGGAGAAUGAUAUCCGUGCUCCUCCAUCUUAUCGGCAACGUAGCGUCUGGGACUCCAUGCAAUCUCAUCUCACAAGAGCAGCAGACUCGAGAAAGCCUAGCAAUUCGGCUCUGCAGCGGCAAAUUUCAACACCCAAUGACAGCGAACGUCGGGGAGCACAUCCUGACAAUUCCAUUCACCCCGUUACCACCAAACCUUCUCUACUGGACCGCUUGUCAGAUUCCUUACAAAGCGCUAACUUUCAUGAGGCAGCCAGCUCUCGAGGGCUCUCCCACGACGAUACUUCUGUCGAUCUCGUAAACACCCCUGACCGUAUGGAUUCCAAGAAGAGCCGCUCAACAACAACGACUACCCUAGACAUCGUGGCGUACACGAGGGCACGCCUGUCCAAAGUCUCGCGCGAUUCUGUGUCGCAAUGGUUGCAUUCUGGCGAUCAAAGCGGGAAUAGAAGCAUCCAACGGACGCAGGAUUCUCGUCGUAUCGACACCAUACCUGCGCCUGGCUCCGCGUCUCUGCCCCUAUUGACUUUACCUUCCCCUUCUACACCCACUGCUGUCGCUGAAGCGUCAGCUGAUAGCACGCCAUCAUCUUCAGACCUUCGUUCGAAGCUCAUGAGCAAAUUGGGGACAGAGAAACGUCUACAGCAGCGAUCUGGGCCUAAACUCGUGGACGAUCAAACACCCCCACUUUCACCUCCAGACGCCGAAGGCAACACAAGUAGGCUUUCAAACGGCCAUGGCGACAGUCAGAUGAAGGAAGCCAAGCUGCGUAGCCAGGCACAGCUGCGUGUUAGGUUGGCAUUGGAGAAGAGGAAGGCAGCUGACGAUCUUGGAGAUCAGUGGCAUUUAUCUGAGAAGAGCGAUGAGGCGGUGGCCUUAGAGUCAUCUGAACGGGAACUGCGGUUGAAGGCGAAGUUGAGACGAGCACGAGCUUCAUGAAUACCAUGCUUGCUUUGCUACGCUUCUUCUACUGUACUCAGUUCUGUAUCUGGAACGGUUGCAAUAAAUGAAUUUCGCGCAAAGUUGCAUUACCCGACCUUGGCGACUUCAAGGAGGCAAACUUUUCAAUGAACACUAAUAUGACGUCGUAUUGUAUUAGUAUCUAUGACAUUGUGAAUUGUACAGUAUGUAUGAAUAAUGUAGACAACGAGUACUAUAAUGAUAAAUGAAGGUGCGGGUUCUUUAGAAGCAUUA